GUCGAUAUUACGUAUUCAGGGCGUACACAUAUAAUUCGUAGUAUUUAGUGCGUAUUUAAUAACGGUGAAAUAAUGGCUCAUUGUUUGUUUCCACAGCUAUGAAUUACGAAUAUUUAAAAGUGUGACGGUUAAUGUUAUCGAUUACGCCGUUUUAAUCGAUUCUUUACUUAAUACUUAUGUAAUGCAAAACAUCGGUUGAGUAUCAUAUUGGUACUUGAAUACGAUUGCGGAACCGUGAACACAAUUCCAAAUUUAUAAAUCUAAGCAAAAUAUUUUUUAACUUAACCUCAAAAUCGGUGCUCUGAACAAAAACUCAUAAAAUUCGCAGUGCAUAUGUGAAAAUAAUAAUUUCAUGAAGAGUUUCUUAAAGCAACUGUAACAUAAGAACGUAAAAAUGUCUAAGUAAAAUGAAUCACCUUAAAAUGAUAUUCGUAUUCACUCAUCGUAAAUUAAUUUUGCGCUGAUAAAAUCGACGCCUUAUCAAUAAACUCUAGAUAUUUUCGUAUGCUUACCGCUUUCACAAAGCUAAUGUUUAUUUACUUUGUUUUGUAUAUAACUGCAUACCUACGUUUAUCACUUAAGUCUUAAAUACCCAACUCCCACUUAAGACAAAUUGGCAACCGCAACUGUUAUACAUACAUAUGUAUGUAUAUUGUAUGUACUUAUGCGUAAUAUUUUUUCUUGAAACGUUUUGGUUGGCGUAAACGAUGGAUGACAAUUACAUUAGUUCACCGAACGACUUCCAGCACAUGGAGGGCACCGAGUCGGUGGAAUUCAAACGAACCUUUGCACUCGAUGGCAUCGGUGAGGACGAGACCUUGCGACUGUAUUUGCGUAAAGCGGGAUUAUCCGACGAAAUUGAGUACUUGACACCCGAACAGCGACGUGCCUUCAUCUACGAUAUCAUUAAGAGCAACAAAAUGCCUGGAUAUUGGAUGCCUUCCACAAUGACUUCGCCAUCGCCAUACAAUUUAUCAUCAACAGCAACAACUAGUAGUCGUACACCACCACCACCGCCUUUACGCAAAGUCAGCGCCACAAGCAACAACAGCUCGACUCCGCCGCCAACACUGGGAUACGCCACUGUGAGCGCAUCUUCGUCAAGUAAUAGCUUAAAAAGUUUGGAAAAAAGUAGUCCCAUUGUACCGCGUCGAUAUGAGCCGACACCUCCUACACCGCCUUCGCCCUCAACAUUUGUGACCAGCAUUAAGGGUUCCAAAUACGAGAUAAGUGGCCCGAUGAACUUUCAACACAUAGCUGGCGAUAUGACACGAGAUCGGACGCGCAAUGCAUUUGAUCUUACCAUGACCAUGAAUGAUAAUGUAUUGAGGAAAUAUAUGCUGGAACGCGGCAUAACGGAUGAGGACUUGAAAGGCAUGCGCAAGCAGGAAAUCAUUAAAAAUAUCGUGCAAUCAAAGUUUACUUGGAUGCCACCUAAGCGUAAUGUUAAUGGCACAGCCAGUCAUCAUCUACCCGAUAUAAAGUACGCUACUGUAUCUUCUGCCAGUGAUUAUGGUCUAAUCACCUCACCGAGGUUCUCACGAUCGAAAAAAUCAAUGCAUGCGCCCCCGCCACCAAAACCAACAAACUCAGUCUUAACGACUGUACAGGUUACCAAACCACAACCAACUCCAGCAGCGGUACCGCCACCACCACCACCUCCAAAUUCAAAUGUGUCGUUAAAGACAGCCACAAAUACACAUUCAAGUUUGAACAUAUUAGCUGCGAGUUUCGCCGACCCCAGGGAUUUUCCCUCCAUCGAAGAUAUUUAUAGCAACAAGACUGAAAUGGAAGCAACAGCGCGGCAAACCUCUGUGCAACCUAGGCUGACUUUGAGGCAAGCGCCUCCUCCACCACCAUCUGUAAAACCGACAACAAUCACUGAUGCACCACUACAGCCACCACCUCCAUCUCUUGUCCAAGCAAACAAUAAAAAAUUGUCAGUAAUUUACCAUUCCAAUCAAAGUUUGUACAGCCUCGACGAAUGGGAAACUGAAGAAGAUACUGCUGAUAGUCAAAUAUACGGAAGAACGAAUGCCGGCUCUAAAACGCCGCCUACACCUAGCGAUAGCAAUUUGUAUGCUUCCAUAAAACCAGUAAAUAAACAAAAUAACCUGAAAAUUAACGCGGACCUCGGAGGUUAUGCAAGUGUUGGUGGUAGAAAACAGCUUACUGGACCACCAACACCACCAAAGCCUACGCUGAAGCCAACAUUUGCUGCUCGAGCUUCUAAAGUGGGAGCACCUAAACCUCAACCACCACCGCCGUCAGCUAAACAAAAUGUAGUUUCUAGUGUUCAUAUACCACCUCCACCACCUCCUAUUGGUAGUACGCCUAUUCCACCGCUAUCACUACCUCCUACUGGAGGUGCACCUAUCCCUCCGCCACCACCAGCUCUUAGUGGUGGUGCACCUAUCCCUCCGCCACCGCCACCUCUUAGUGGUGGUGCACCUAUUCCACCGCCGCCGCCACCUCUUACUGGUGGUGCACCAAUGCCACCACCACCACCUGCACUAAACUCUGCUGCGAAGGGUAGCAGACAACCAACGGUGCCUGCAACUAAAAAUAAUGAUAUCGGUGAUGCGCGUGGUGCUUUGUUAGAUAGUAUACGGAAGGGUGUAGCAUUAAAGAAAGUUGAUCAGAAAGCAGCCACAAUCAGCGGUGUGAAGCCACGCGCCGAACGUAAGCCGCCAGCUACCGACUUCCUUUCCGAACUUAAACUGGGUAUAACUCUGCGUCGCGUAAAGGACAAGACACACAACCCAUAUGCCGGCGAAGAUCCAGAUGAAUCCCAAGCUUAAGCAAAUUAUUUGUAUUGUAUAUACAUAUGUACUUAUAUAAAUAUGAGAUUUUCAUACAGACA
Messenger RNA from Bactrocera tryoni, 2863 nucleotides. It is a transcript of the gene Whamy, whose product is annotated as wiskott-Aldrich syndrome protein homolog 1. The transcript is spliced from 4 exons. Gene Ontology annotation, biological process: actin filament polymerization. Gene Ontology annotation, cellular component: cytoplasm; actin filament. The coding region runs from base 708 to 2801 and encodes 697 amino acids. Gene Ontology annotation, molecular function: microtubule binding; actin binding. NCBI's taxonomy places the organism in Eukaryota, Metazoa, Arthropoda, Insecta, Diptera, Tephritidae. The record is from RefSeq and is a predicted model, not a curated record.